AUCUUGUUCCAGAUACUCCCCUCAACAAAGCUAUUUCUGCAAAGCAUUUACACAUAUGUCUGACUGGAUAAACAGGCGUUUUACUAUUGUGUUACCAGGACAAACAAUUUCUAUAACAAAUGUUUUGAAAAAAGAAGAUCCGCCUCCGAACAGCUUCGACAAAGAACAAGAAAGUCACAGUCAUGGAUUUCUGCUUGGUUUUGGAUUUAAACAAUUUAUUCACAAUAGAGAAAAUGUGGAUAAUUACCUGAACUCGGCCAUAACAGCUUAUAAUGUAACCAGAGAUCUAAAUAUUGCAAAUAUUGAUGGUGUGAACGUAGCAAGCGUAUAUAUUGGGGAAAGUGAAAGUAGAUUUCCAGUCACUCGCGGCGUGGCCCUGUAUUCGGCAAAUUGUGCACAUAUAUCAACUUGGCAAUUAAAUCUAGAUACAGAAAAGAUACCAAUGAUAAAGAAAAUAUUUCAAAAAUAUGGAAUAGAUACAGUAUUUCGAAUAAGUCCUCUCCCCAAAGAAAACAGAAGAAAUUGUAGGACUGAAAAUAACAAAGCCAUAGGAGUGUUUCGAUACGACGAUUUAUCUCAGUCAUGUACACCUGUAGAGAAGGCACAGUUUCAGAUAUGCGAUUCUAGUCCAGGUUCGACCUCUCCAGUGUUUGACAGUGAAUUGUAUUGCCCUGUUUUCCACAAUCUAUCGAGAACAAGGUCCAUUUUGGAAAAGUCCACAGUUUGGAUGAAAGAGGCAGAAGAACUUCUUGAAAUUUGUGAUGCCACAGUUUCUUCAGACUUUAACCUUGAAGAACUGAAGAAGAAGAUGAAAUUUCCAUUUGUUGUUGUGGAGGGUUUAGAUGCCACUGGGAAGACAACAUUGACUGAGACCUUGGAGAAGAAAAUGUCUGCCUGUAGAUACUUCACACCUCCUCCCGCUAUACAGCAUCUGAGGGAACAUUUUGAUAACCUCCCAGAAAUUGUCAGAAGGGCCUACUAUACCAUUGGCAACUAUAUUGUUUCCAUAGCAAUACUAAAAACAUGUCAGGAAAGACCUGUUAUUAUGGACAGAUAUUGGCACAGCACUGCAGCAUAUGGUAUAGCAAAUGAAACUAGCAAUGAGGACAUACCACAGGAGGGCCACUGGGUGUAUAAGUGGCCCCAUGACCUUUUAACCCCUGACAUUGUCCUGUUUCUGACAGUCAGUGAAGAGAUCCGAAAGCAGAGGAUGAUGGGAAGAGGAGGGGAGAAAACCAUGGAAGAAAAACAUUUGGAUAAAGAUAGACUUUUCAGAGAGAGAUUGUAUCUAGCAUACAAAAGGAUGGAGAACCCUAGCUGUAUAGAAAUAGAUGCCAGUGGUUCUGUAGAGACCGUGAUGGAAGCAGCAGAGAGGGAGCUAGCAAAGCAAGGAGUUCAUCUAGAGCAGACUGUAGCUAAUUGAUACAAAAGAGGUCAACUGAAAGCAAAACACAUAUUAUGUUUUGUGAUCAGAAAAAAAAAUUGAUUUUAGAAGAAGGGUAAACAUGGUAUACUAUAGUCACACAUUUUUUUUGAUGUCCCCGACAUGAAAUGGCUGAAACAUAUAAGUGUUACCCUUUCGUGUCCAUCAUGCUGUCAUUUGUCAUUCUGUAAUUUGGUCAUAAUGAGUUUUUUUCUGAUUAAUUUUUGCAAUGUUUCUUGAUAAUUAGCUGUGUUUUUGGUAUGCCUCUUACAGGCUUGGGAUGUGCUAAAUGUAAUGGUAGUGCAUUGCAAUGCAUUACUGUAAAUUAAUGCUGUUAUACAUAUGUAAUGCUAAAAAAAUGCAUUAUAUGUAAUGAUUAAAAAUGUAAUGCAUUACUUUCCCAAAUAUAGUGUAAUGCUGGCAUUACAUUACAUAACAAUGCAUUAAUUAAAAGCAUGGUUGCCAUGGUUACUGAAUAAUUUCUGUGCAAUUCUUUCAAACUGCAACUCCUCCUGCAGUUUUUGUCCAAUUUCAAUAAGACUUGGCACACAUGUACACUUUAAGAUACAUGUACACAGUUCUAAUUUAUCAGAUUUCGAUUACAAUGAACCGUGUUAUCAUGGUUUCUAAAGUAGAAAUUUCUGUGAAUUUGUUUUUAAACACUUCUCUUAGUACAGUUUUGAGUCCAAUUUCAAUAAGACUUUGUACACUAGUAGACUGAACUAAAAUACACAUUAAGGUACACACCAAUAGAGGUACAGUCUCUUAAGAGACUUCUGGUCGGUAUGUCUCUUGAUAUUGAUGAUCAUGAUAUACAGAUCAAGUUUUUUUUUUUGGUUGAUUUUGAGUUAUUGCUCUUAGAUUUUAAAAUUUUCAUACAUUUUUGCUGUGUUUUUAAAUAAUGAACUGAUCCUUGGUUUGUCUCUCUAUAUUAUUGACUUACAGAUCAAAUCAUUUUGAUUUAUCACAGCAGUAUAGACAACUGAUUCUAGGAAACUAGAAUAGCAUUAUGAUAUUUUAUUUUUGAGUCAUUUCCAUCCAUUGCUAUUUUCCUACCUGUACAAAUUUGAAACUUGCAUGUCGUACUGACGCAUCUUGUUUCUUCAAUGAAAGUCUCUGGAAUUUUUGCUCAAGUUAUGUAACUGAUAAUAUAAUUGUAGUUCUUUUGUUUUUGUAUUAAACUGAAAUCCAUAUUUAUGGCUAAUUCAUACUGAUUCCUUAUUAUAAGAGAACUAUGUU
Molecule: messenger RNA, 2662 nt
Organism: Saccostrea echinata
Lineage: Eukaryota; Metazoa; Mollusca; Bivalvia; Ostreida; Ostreidae
Product: UMP-CMP kinase 2, mitochondrial-like
Exons: 5
Coding region: 56-1423 (455 amino acids)
Biological process (GO): dTDP biosynthetic process; dUDP biosynthetic process; dTTP biosynthetic process
Cellular component (GO): mitochondrion; cytoplasm
Molecular function (GO): dTMP kinase activity
Source: RefSeq, a predicted model, not a curated record